Messenger RNA from Ceutorhynchus assimilis (cabbage seed weevil), 1959 nucleotides. NCBI's taxonomy places the organism in Eukaryota, Metazoa, Arthropoda, Insecta, Coleoptera, Curculionidae. The record is from the annotation of a GenBank genome assembly.
AAUCAGCUGUAACAAAUAUAAACAAUCUAAAUAUAAAUAAAUAUGAUGAUGUCUCAUAGUCAUAAUAAUAUUAAUUAUUAUGGUUAGCUUAUCUAGAAGUUACAAUACAAAUUCAGGGGGAGCGACAUUUUUCAGUGAAUCGGUCAACAUGGACGAUCGCGAGCUGCUCCAGCCCGUACUGGACUCUUUCGGGGGCUUCGCCCCCAUCCGUACAGCGCCCCUUUACAGCUUCCACUUGCUAUUCACUUUUGUUUUGGACAUAGUGGCCAUUGUCUAUGCAGUCACCCAUCCAGCACUUGAUUCCAAAUGUACUGAGUACUUUGUGAUUUUGUACUUGCAUGUUGCCUUAUGGUUUAUCACUUUUGCAAUUCAUUUGAUUACCAAACGCAUUCACCACCAAGUCAGGUUGAAUGGUUAUUUGGAGUUUUACAAAAAUGCUGAGGCUCAUACGAGUCUGCCUUUGAUUACUGUGAGUCUGUGGACGGUUGCCUUGCUUCUGGUGCAAACGCUCAUGGUCCAUUAUUACCCAGACGACUUUGCCAAAAAGUGUCUGGAGGGGGGCACUCUAUCUCCUAGAGCUUAUAUUUGUGCUCUGGUUACUUUAGAGUUUUGCACUAUAGCUGGAAUUAAUGUCUCUUAUAUCAUGAAAGUUUGGAAAUUCAAUCAGCAACAAGCCCCACCUGACGUUUUAAAGGGCGAAUGGCUGAGCUCAGCCAAUCCAGAGACAUUUAGCCAAAACGAAGUUGGCUACAAAGAAAUGGGCAGUAGAGUGUAUGACUUUCUAGAGAAACAGGCUGAUUUGAUUCGUUAUCUCAAAGAACACAAUGCCAGGCUUGCUCAGAAAGUGAUGACUCUGAGCGCUCAGCUGCGCAGUGAAAAUCCUACUGGUGUUUCUACUAGCACUUAGCAGUGAAAACGUAAGGAUCUUAUUAUUAUUGAAACUCUCUAAAUAAAUUGUUUUGUAUUAUUAUUUAUUUGAUGAUUGAUCCCCAAUGCUUAAGAGCACCAAGUUUUGUCCAAAAGGCAUUUGCCUUUGAACCAUUUAUAAUGCAGUUGGUUUUCAACUGAAUAUCCUUCUUUUAAUGUGUUGGCGGCUUCUUCUUGUGACUCAAUUGGCGGGAAAACUCUUUUGCAAUCGCCUCGAUUCAAAUGUUCCUUAAAAGCUGCUAUCAAGUAUUGCCUGGUUUCAACAGAUAAACAGCUUUUGCAUAGCUGACAGUCUGACGAAGCGCAGCCCGACUUGCACAAGUCGCUGGCGCAUUUUUCUGGAUAAGUGACUAGAUGCUUGUCAGAAACUACCAUUGAUUGGUCUGUCCUAAAAAUCUACAAAUUUAGCUUCAAGUCAAGUAAAGGUAGGUAGUUGUCUCACCUCUUUCGAAUCCUUUCUCCGACUCCCACCAAUCCGAAAACGUUGUACAAAACUUGAUGGUAGAGCAACCUGUUGGGCGGAUAAUGCGCUGAAGACAAGUUUGGACUCAUGUUGGCUUCCAGUAGGUGGACGUGCAAGUUUUCGUCCACCACGAAGUCAAAUCGCAUCAUUUCGAAGAAGUUACUUUUGGAUUUGUACCUGUAACAUGUAUAGAAAAAUUGUAACUGUUGUUUUUGAAGUAGGUCCUUAUUCUUGAAAGAGGAAGGCUGCGUUCCAGGAAACGAGUGUUCCGUCUUUGUUACUUAUAUUAUUAGUUGCUUAUCAUUGAGAAAGACAGAACACUCGUUCUCCUGCCUGGUAACGCAGCUCCCCUGUUUCAAGGGGUGAUAAAAUAAAUGGCGCUAGUUUUGCUGGGAAAUUAUUUUUCUUUGAAAUAAAGCUGCUAAUGUUAAUUAAUAAUAAUUAAAAUCAUGCUACGACUUUGUUGUUUAUUUUAUUUAUAUUUAUUCUACAAUAAUAAUAAUUUUCUUGUUGUUUUAUUUUGCGCAUUGCCGAGUUAUUGCCCAAGUAGGCUUUGAAAAUUUUCAAAC